This is a messenger RNA of Microstroma glucosiphilum, 830 nucleotides long. RefSeq lists its product as hypothetical. Lineage: Eukaryota; Fungi; Basidiomycota; Exobasidiomycetes; Microstromatales; Microstromataceae. The record is from RefSeq and is a predicted model, not a curated record. Bases 232 to 570 code for a protein of 112 amino acids. The transcript has a single exon.
CUGAAAGCAAGGUAGUGGACACUAGCAUUGCUUUUGCGUAGUAUGGGCAAGUACAUGUGCUGCCGCUCUCUGCUGUCCCUUCCAAUCUCCCUCGCACUACCAUCUGAUUCACCUACACUUCCUCAACGCUCUCGAUCGCCUAUCCGCUCAGCCUCCUACUGCAGAAGCUGGUCUUCUCAGAUAAAUUGAAGAUAGUCACUUCGUUCUUCCCUUGUUCAGCCACUGACAAUCAUGAAGCAUAUCACCGCUCUUCAGGUGCUCUUCGCCGCCCUCUUGGUAGCCUUUCAAGGCGAGACGUUGGCCCAUCCGGUCUUCUACGCGCUUCAGAUGCGGACCACCCCGGACACCCUGCCUGCUGCAAGGCCCUACCCCAUCUUGCCGCGCUUCCAGCUCGAGCCAAAAUCCUCGACCGAUGGUUCGGCCCAGUAUACGGUCUCUCUGAGAUCACUUCUGCUCGAUGAGGCACGCAGGCGACAAGAGAAUGGAGAGGAGGAAUCGAAGAGGUUCAAGCCGGAAGAUUUCUUUCUACACCCACCCCCACACCGCCAUGGCCGACGACACGUGCAGUAGCAUCUAACAGGGUUGAAUGUCCAUGGAGCAGCAGCUGCUGUGUGCCGGCGCUCUCUGUACAUCGGAACCAUUUGCUUGUGACAUUGUGAGCCAUGUGAGAUACAGACAUUAGAAAUCCCUCGCUGCAUAGUCUCUUUCCGUCCAUCUGUGGCCUGAAGGGGGCGUGCGUAGGGGCGUGCAGCAGGCCGUCCGCACAGAGCCCAGAGACCAACACUUGCGCUUGUGACCCAUCCUUGUCCCCAAUCCUUCAGUGAGAUCUC